UCCUUGUGGGGCGUGGUCUCCAAACUGGCCGUCCGUUUGUUUCUCUACUUUGCAAUUCAAUUUGAGCUAACUAGCUAGCCUUCUACUAGUAGCCGGCCAUGGCUGCCUCACCAGUGGAAGACCGCGUUGCUCUGUUGGAUCUAGCCAGUGAUGCAGAGGUAUUUGACAUUAUUGACCCAAACUUUGACCCUGCCUUCUCUGAACUAACUGGAGUGGCCUCUGCCGAUUAUAUUCCCAUGGAAGCUGAUGAGGUCCUUAUAAAGAAAGGUGACAGUCUUCGUAUUGACGAAGAAACGUUAGAUCGACAACAUUACAUCGUGACAGUUAUGCAGACGAAAGAAAGUGGGCGGGUACCAAAGGAAUUCGUUACUGUUGAUGACGCUACAUGUAAACAGCGUGCUAAAACCCAGAGAGGGUCCAUGUUCCUAGAAGGCGUUGAAUGGGAAGAUUACGCGGAGCCUCCUCCCCACGGAGAGCCCUUCAAGAGGACACAGGGGCUCAUAAGACGGCCGGGGGUGGAGAGGAGCAAGCGACCAGUGUACAAGGCCCGAGUGAACGGAGUGGACGUUAGCGACCAGGGCCCCCAGCUGGAGGAGACCAUGAAGCCAGGUCUAUGUAUGGAGGCAGCUAGAGGCUUCACCGCUUCAGAGCAAGUGCCAGGUUUGUCAGCUGUUGCCAGACUACGUGAGAUCACACGAGAGGAGAGAGCACAAACACUUCAACCGAGACCUGAAUUCAAACUGAUCGAGAAAUACAACAUUGUGUCUGUUGGCGGGAGUGAUCGGGACGGUCGUAUGGUCAUUGUGUUCUCUGCUUGUCGGCUACCAGACUCUUACCUCAUCAACCAUCAGAGACUGUUAGAGUAUAUCUUCCACACUCUGGAACAGUAUGUGGAGCAGGACUACACUGUCAUUUACUUCCACAAUGGCUUCUCUAGUUCUAACAAACCCAGUCUAGGUUGGCUCAAACAAGUCUAUCAGGGGAUGGACAGAAAGUACAAGAAGAAUAUAAAAAGGUUCUACAUAGUUCAUCCAACCAACUUCAUCCGGGUCUUCUACUACAUCUUAAAGCCACUCAUUAGCUACAAAUUUGGUCAAAAAUUGGUGUACAUCAACCGACUAGAUGAGCUGCGACCAGUGCUCUACCUCGACCAGAUCGACGUGCCUGAUGAAGUCAAACGUUAUGACCUCACGUUGACCACGCCCAUCAGAGAUGUGACUAAGCUAGAGUCUCGCUCAGUAUUCCACGUUCCAGUGAGUGCGGUUAACUCUCCUCCUCCUCCGCUGGACACUCAACAGUUUGGAGUGCCACUGGAUGAUCUGCGGGUCAGAUACAAUGGAGACCCAGUACCUCCCGUGCUCAAGAUGUGUGUGCAUGCUAUAGAGGAGAAAGGUAUGGACGUGAUGGGUAUCUUCCGACGAGCUCCUAACAACUCCACCCUCCACAAGGUCAAGGACAUGUUCAACAGAGGAGAUAAAGUGGACUUGUCUGAGCUAGGAGACUGUCAUCUCUCCGCUGUGCUCAUGAAGCUAUUCUUGAGGGAGCUGCCAGAACCACUACUAACCUUCCGGGCCUAUGCUAGCAUUGUCGAGAUUAGAGGCAAAUCUGAAGAGAAUAGACUGGAGAUCAUUCAGAAAGUGCUCAGUUUUCUCCCUGAAACCAACUACAUUGUGCUCAGAUACAUCAUGGAGUUCCUAUCAAAGGUGGCAGCGAACCAAGAGCUCAACAAGAUGACCGAGAUGAACCUGGCCAUAGUGUUCGGCCCUAACCUGGCCUGGUCCUCCAGCGAGACAGCUAAUUUGUCCAGUUUGGGAGAGAUUAACUCGUUCACCCUGCUACUCAUCAAGCAUUUUGACUUGCUCUUCAAUAAAUGAACGCCCUCUAUUAUAGUUGUUGUUGUUAUGUAGUGUCUACGGUGUUUAAUUUAAUUGCCUGAUUCUUUUUUUAAUCCAAUUCUCUCUGUGAAAUAUUAAUCAACAUUGCACUGAUAAA
Messenger RNA from Halichondria panicea, 1992 nucleotides. Its product is annotated as rho GTPase-activating protein 8-like. The coding region runs from base 99 to 1874 and encodes 591 amino acids. The transcript is spliced from 11 exons. Gene Ontology annotation, molecular function: GTPase activator activity; protein binding. The record is from RefSeq and is a predicted model, not a curated record. NCBI's taxonomy places the organism in Eukaryota, Metazoa, Porifera, Demospongiae, Suberitida, Halichondriidae. Gene Ontology annotation, cellular component: cytoplasm. Gene Ontology annotation, biological process: negative regulation of endocytic recycling; small GTPase-mediated signal transduction.